Bursaphelenchus okinawaensis is the source of this 467-nucleotide messenger RNA. The record is from the annotation of a GenBank genome assembly. Lineage: Eukaryota; Metazoa; Nematoda; Chromadorea; Rhabditida; Aphelenchoididae.
AUGCAAAGUACGGGUGUUAGAGGAAAUCUUCAAUGUGACAACAACCCUGCUUCCGGUGUUGUAAGUUAUCUUUCAAUGUAUAUUACACUACUGUAUCGCGCUGAAGAAGUCGUUCUUGCAACUUUCAAAAUUUUAGAUGAUCCGCUUGUACGAUGAAGACCGAACUGAUUUGGACGAUCUUAUGAAGGAAGGACUAACAGACAAAGAUGGUACUUUCCAAUUGUUGGGACACGAAACAGAAAUCACCAAGAUUGACCCCAAGAUCAACAUGUAAGGAAGAUAAACAACUAACGACACGUUUCAGUUAUCACACUUGUGGCCAUACUGGUCCAUGCAAGAGAAAGUUGACCAUCUACAUUCCCGACAACUACAUCAGCGAAGGAGAAACUCCAGGAAAGAUCUUCGAUAUUGGACGUCUGAAUCUGAAUGCCCGUUUCUCAGGCGAGUCCAAUGAUUGUAUUCAUUAG